Messenger RNA from Macadamia integrifolia, 1761 nucleotides. Its product is annotated as pyruvate kinase isozyme A, chloroplastic. The transcript is spliced from 6 exons. Lineage: Eukaryota; Viridiplantae; Streptophyta; Magnoliopsida; Proteales; Proteaceae. Gene Ontology annotation, molecular function: potassium ion binding; pyruvate kinase activity; magnesium ion binding. The annotation marks the transcript as partial. The record is from RefSeq and is a predicted model, not a curated record. Gene Ontology annotation, biological process: glycolytic process. Gene Ontology annotation, cellular component: cytoplasm; chloroplast stroma.
UGUGGGUUUGAGCAGCUGGAGGCGCUUGCUGUAGGAGGGAUGAACGUUGCUCGGAUUAACAUGUGCCAUGGCACUCGGGAGUGGCAUCGUAGCGUGAUCGAGCGGGUGCGGAAACUCAAUGAAGAGAAAGGCUAUGCUGUUGCAAUUAUGAUGGACACCGAAGGUAGCGAGAUUCACAUGGAUGAUCUUGGUGGUGCACCGUCCGCCAAGGCUGAGGAUGGUGAGAUCUGGACUUUCAGUGUUCGAGCUUUUGAUUCAGCUCGUCCAGAAUGUACCGUCAAUGUAAAUUAUGAUGGUUUUGCUGAAGAUGUGAAAGUGGGUGAUGAACUUCUUGUGGAUGGGGGAAUGGUGAGGUUUGAGGUGAUUGAGAAGAUUGGUCCCGAUGUCAAGUGCCGCUGUACUGAUCCAGGGCUAUUGUUACCACGUGCUAAUUUAACUUUCUGGCGUGAUGGAAGUUUGGUUCGAGAACGUAAUGCAAUGCUUCCCACCAUUUCUUCCAAGGAUUGGCUGGACAUUGAUUUUGGGAUUACAGAGCGUGUGGAUUUUAUUGCAAUUUCAUUUGUCAAGUCUGCAGAAGUUAUUAAUCAUCUUAAGAGCUACAUUGCUGCACGAUCACGUGACAGUGAUAUUGCUGUCAUUGCAAAGAUAGAGAGCAUAGAUUCUUUGAAGAACUUGGAAGAGAUUAUUCAGGCAUCAGAUGGAGCAAUGGUGGCUAGAGGAGAUUUGGGUGCUCAAAUCCCUUUGGAACAAGUCCCUGCAGCACAGCAGCGGGUCGUUCAGCUGUGCAGGGAGCUAAAUAAGCCUGUCAUUGUUGCUUCUCAGCUGCUCGAGUCCAUGAUUGAAUACCCUACGCCCACCAGAGCCGAAGUUGCUGAUGUUUCUGAAGCAGUCAGGCAGCGGGCAGAUGCUCUGAUGCUUUCUGGUGAGUCAGCCAUGGGUCAAUUCCCAGAUAAAGCAUUAACUGUGCUUAGAAGUGUCAGCCUGAGAAUAGAGAAAUGGUGGAGGGAUGAGAAGCGUCAUGAAGCUAUGGAACUCCCAUACAUUGCUUCAUCUCGCUCAUACAGUGUUUCAGAGGAGAUCUGCAAUUCUGCUGCCAAGAUGGCCAAUAAUUUGGGGGUGGAUGCCAUUUUUGUUUACACAAAGACGGGACACAUGGCGUCUCUCCUUUCACGUUGCCGUCCCGACUGUCCAAUCUUUGCUUUCACUACUGCAACAUCUGUGCGAAGGCGUCUGAACCUACAGUGGGGCCUAAUACCCUUUCGCUUGAGCUUCUCUGAUGAUAUGGAGAGCAACCUUAAUAGAACAUUUUCUUUGCUGAAGGCCAGGGGGAUGAUUCAGUCUGGUGACCUAGUGAUUGCCGUCUCAGAUAUGUUACAAUCAAUUCAAGUGAUGAAUGUCCCCUGAAUUUGUGGUUCUUUACUUAGUGCUUCCAAUUUUUCAGAAAAUAUUUAUUUUUGGUUAUCUGUUACUGUUUUUAGAGAGUUAUUAAUCACAGCAAUCAACUAAAGAUGGCAGCUCAGCAGUUUGGUUCCUGCUAGAAACCAAAAGAGAGGAUUAGUCUUGGUGUUCACUAUGUCAACUCUGCUGAGGCUGCUCAAUCUUAGAUUGACCAAAAGCCCUUCCACAUGUGCUUCUACGGCAAUUUGGGGGGGGAAAGCCUCAGUUUUACUCUUCAUUCCAGCCUUUUAAUGUUUGCAAUUGUUUUUGUAAAUAUCAUCUGAAAGAGUAGAUCUAUUUAAUGAUUUGUUUCUGUUUCUCUCA